Messenger RNA from Eremomyces bilateralis CBS 781.70, 999 nucleotides. RefSeq names its product protein serine/threonine phosphatase 2C. The annotation marks the transcript as partial. The transcript has 2 exons. The record is from RefSeq and is a predicted model, not a curated record. NCBI's taxonomy places the organism in Eukaryota, Fungi, Ascomycota, Dothideomycetes, Eremomycetales, Eremomycetaceae.
CCCCCCCUCUCCUUCUGCAUCGCCGCCUCCUACUCCGCUAAAAACCACCCCUUCGACCCCCACCGCGACCUCUUCAAAUACGACCCCUCCGUCCGCUCCAAACUCAGCACCCUGCGCCCGAGACCUGGAAUUCGCCCACAGAGCGGCCAGGACUCGUUUUUCGUGAGCGAUGUCGGGGAGACCGGGACGGUAGCAUUCGGCGUCGUGGAUGGGGUCGGAGGAUGGGAGUCUUCGGGCGUCGACCCGGCGCACUUCGCGCAUGGGCUAUGCGACCAUAUGGCGAUGGGCGCGGCGAGGUAUCCGGCGGAGUUUCGCGCCGGUCCGCUGAGGCCGCGGGAGUUGCUGCAGUAUGGGUACGACCAGGUGAUGUCGACGGACGAGAUAGUCGCGGGUGGGAGUACGGCGUGUGUCGCGUCGAUUGAACCCAAUGGACGGUUGAAUGUAGCCAAUCUUGGCGACUCCGGCUUCAUCCACCUCGGCCCCAACCACGUCCGCCACUUCUCCAAGCCCCAAACCCACGCCUUCAACACUCCCUACCAACUCUCCAAAAUCCCCCCCUUCAUGCAACUCCAAAUGCGCCUCUUCGGCCCAGCCGAAGCCCACGCCGAAACCCCCGCUGACGCCCACCUCUCCCACCACCAACUCCACCCGGGCGACGUCCUCAUCUUCGCCACCGACGGCGUCUGGGAUAACCUCAGCCCUGAGGACACGCUGAAGUUGGUCGGGCGGACAAUGCAGGCGAACGGGGCGUGGGUGGUCGGCGAGGAGGGGGUGACGAUUGGAAACCUGCGCGGCGGACAGGGGACGAAAGAUGGGGGAGGAGAGUGUCAGUUGUGCAGCGCGUUGGCGGUGGCAGUAACGCGGGAGGCGAAGGAGGCGAGUCUGAACGGGAUGCGGGAGGGGCCGUUUGCGCGGGAGGUGCGGAGGCAUUUUCCGGGGGAGCAGUGGAUGGGGGGGAAGCCGGAUGAUAUUUGUACGGUGGUGGCGGUGGUGCGGGAG